Molecule: messenger RNA, 4028 nt
Organism: Seriola aureovittata
Lineage: Eukaryota; Metazoa; Chordata; Actinopteri; Carangiformes; Carangidae
Product: protein FAM13A-like
Exons: 20
Coding region: 227-3205 (992 amino acids)
Biological process (GO): signal transduction
Source: RefSeq, a predicted model, not a curated record
UCAGGGAGCUAACGUUAGGGUGAGAGGUAUGCUAACGCUGCUCCAUUUUGACAACGGUAUUUCCACUUAUUGCAAGCCUAAAGUUGGGAUGUUAGGACCAUCGAAGUAAUUAUUCCUCUUGCGUCGGACUUCCUGAUAGUUUCAGAGAGGGGAGCAACAUGUCGAGGAGGGAAAACACGUUUACGAGUGAAAAAUGGAGAGCUGUCCCGGUCCGGUGAGCUGAAAAAUGGGAGCAUCAGUAUCGCUCUGUAACGACCCGUCUUCAGUGAGAAUCCUGAAGCCCAGCGCGAAGGUCAGCCCAGAGCUCAUCGCUCCCACCCUGGUUUCAGAGCCUGAAUUGGCCGCCAGGUGUGUGUUUGGUGUCGCCUUGGAAAUACUGAGAGAGGAAGGACAGAUGGUCUGUGGAAUACCCCUUGUGUUAAGAGACAUGGUGGAGUUCCUGGAUAAGAAUGGAAUGCACCACAGAGGUCUGUUCCGUCUAUGUAGCUCAGUUGCGCGGACCAGGCAGUUGAGACAGCAGUGGGACAGUGGAGAGAGGGUGGACCUGGAGCUUGAGGGAGAUGUCCCCACUGUGGCUUCGCUCCUCAAACUCUUCCUACGGGAGCUGCCCACCCCCAUAGUUCCAGAACCCCGGCGCAAACAGCUGGUUCUGAGUCUCAUGGGUACUAGGAAAGGAUAUACAGUUGACACAGAGAUGAACCAGUCUCUAAGAGAAAUUCUUCACCACCUCCCUGCUGACAACCUCAUUAUUUUGUCUUACCUCAUCCACUUUUUGUCCAGAGUGGCCGCUCACAGCCAGUCAAAUCACAUGCCUGUGGAAAAUCUGGCAACCAUCUUUGGGCCUUGUAUAUUCCAUGUUCCUGCAGGACCCAGGAUGCUAGAAGAGCAGACUAUGUGUAAUGGCCUGUUGCUCCAUCUUCUCCUGCAUCAGAAAGUUCUCCUUCCAAUCCCAGCAGAGAACACACUGGCCUCCUCCUCACCCCCUCCUCCUACUCUCUCUGCUCUUUCACACUUUGAGAUCCGUCCCAGCAGCUGUCACUCCGAACAGAGUAGCAUGGAGAGGUUGGAGGGAGAGGCCACCUCAGCCUCAGUGACCAGUGCUGUUAACCAAACAAUACGGAUGCAGUCUCAACUCAACAGUCCUGACACACUGGCGUGCGAAGGUUGUGAAACCAGCUCUGACGUCAGUGCUGACAUUCAGAAACUGAUUUCAGACCAGGAGGUUUUGGAGGAGAAAGGUGAAAGUACGAAGGCAGGCCGUUUGCUCUCCUGCCCCACUGACCCAGGGCCAGAGCAGCAUCUGCACCAGAGUGGACCGUCUCCAAAGGUCCAAGUGAAGCCACUGGAAUUGUUGUAUACCACACAUGGCAACAGGACCUUUUCACAGAUGACACCGUUCACCUCCAUAUCAACGGAGAAAGAGGAGACAGAAGUAGACGAGGUACGGGAUAGAAGUACACCUUCCUCAGCCAUCAAUGAUGUCUGCUUAAUGGCUUCCACAGAUGCAGGGCAGACAUCAUCUAUUUCAGACCGCUGCAUGGCGAAUGAAUCACAGAGAAAAACCCAAAUGCAGAGGCAGCACGCAGAGAGAAUUUUAUUUUUCAGUCCACUAUGCUGCACAGAGUACAAGACAGAAGACAAAAUCAAAGCAUCUGAAUGGAAGAGCCCCUCCCUCAAGUUACAAGUCCUGGAGGCUGACUUGGGACCCUCACCAGCACAGGUAGACCCCCAAGUUGGGGACAACUUACUUGCCCAGCAACAGCCUCUUUCUACUGAACAGCAGAGCCUGUAUUUGACCCACAAGCUGUUCCUCCACUUGCCACCAUCACCACCUGCUCAGGAUAAUCACACGGUCCACUCAUCACAGCCUGUACAUACGCCGUCCCCUCCUUCAUCAGAGUCCAGUCCUGUCCUCUCCACUAUCACUCUUUCUACGGAAAUUAAAGGAGAUGAUACCCCGUCGAGCCCAACAGGCCCUAACACCAGCACGCUACUCUCUCGUUUUACAACGACUGACUGCCCGGUUCCCUCCCCGCGCUGCCCCAACCUCAGCCACAGCCUGCGGUACAACUUAGACCCCGAUACAGCUCCUUCUCCACCCUGUUCACAGCACAUACGCAUGACUCGCUGCCGCAUCCAUACGGAGCCAGAUGAGGGCUCUGUGUCCAUCUCAAUGCUCAACAGACACAUCCACUCCCUAAGGAAGAGGAUCAGACAUUUUGAGGAGUGUUUUGAACAGGAGAAGCACUAUAAGCCAGCCCAUAAUGACAAGACAGCCCACCCAGAGGUUGCCAGACUAAUGAAGGAGCUCAUCAAGAGUCGCAAGCAGCUUAAAGAGCUAAAGCUGAGACAGUCAGAAGAAGGGGGGCUGAGAGGACAGGGACGUUUUAACCCACCAGCUGAAACACGAAGGGCCAACAUAGACCAGAGAGAGGCAGCGCUAACAGGAACGGAGCUGCAGCAAAUUAACAACAACAGCAACACCAAGCCAAAUGUGGAGGAAACGGUCAACAUUAUAACCAACAGACUGAAGGAAAGACGGCGAGAGCUGGGACUGCCUGACGAUAUUAAGGAGAUGACCCAUUACCAGAUGACUAUGGAGAAGACUAGCAUGCAGAAGUGUUUGCUCCACUUUGAGAGUCUGCACGGCCGACCGAGUACCAGGCAAGAGCGGACUCUGAUGAAACCUUUUUACAAUCGUUACCGUCUUCUCAAGCAGCUCCUGCUUUUCUCUGCUGCCUCAACACUCAUUACGACCAUUGAAGAAGAGGAGGGCCCAGAUGAAGGGUGUCCCAAACAGCAAAGCCCCAGGCCGCAGCAACUUUGGCUGAAACCUCCCAGGUGUGUGUCCCCAGAUGAGUCGCUGCAUCUAUCUUCCAUGGAAAUGCCUGAAACACCUCUGGUGUCCCCGCUGGAGGAGGUGAAGGAUUUCCAGCCGCAGAUCAUCUCCAUGGCAACAUUACAUGAAGCUUCCAGACAAGAAUUACUGGAUCACCUCCGGAUGGCUCGAUUAGAGAAGCGAAGGCUUCACAAAGCACUAAGAGAGUUUGAAGACCAUUUCUACACACAGACUGGCAGGGCUUGUCAGAAGGAGGACCGUGGACCAAUGGCAGAGGAGUACUGCCAGUAUAAGACCCUCAAAGCGAAGGUCCGCUUACUGGAGGCCCUGCUCAGUAAACAACAGGACUCAACCAAGACCAGUUGAGUUAACUCACAGUGGGACUUUUAUCUAACCUAACAAGACUCAAUCAUAUCUUUAAAAAAUCAGGAUGAUGAGUCUGGUCUUUUUUCAUGCCAUGCUCAUUAUGUGGAUGCACUUGUUGAUGGAAGUUGGUGAUGAUCUGACUGAAAUGCUGGGCAACUGCGGAGUUUUUUUAGUCCACAAAACACGUUCCAUGUCAUUCAUAUGACGUAUCUUAUUAUAAACCUGAUGUAGCAAGUGUAUGUUAUGUAGCAUUAAUCUGUGUCAAAGAUGAAGAGCUGUAACAACUUGGUGUUAGUUACAUAUUAGUAAUUUAAAUACUGUAUGCAUAUUAUGGCACUUUGCUUUUUUCCUCGCCAAAAUACAAUUUUUGGACAGCUUUGUCCAUAGUUAAUGUGGAAACUGCAUUUUUAAAAAGUGCUAUCUUGGCAAAAAUGUGUAAGCUUAUAUGCAAUCAGUGAGACAAUCCUGUAGUUUUUGUGCAUGUCAGUUUUUUAAUCCUGAAUUGUGCUAUGAUAUGCAUUAAGAAUUUCAUGGUUGAUCUGAAUCGUGACCAUUCAAUUUACAUGUUCACCUUGGAAAAUAUGUGAAUGUUGGUGAACUUUGGCAUUGUAGUGCAAGUUAUAUCUGCUGUUGAACUUGUCUUUAUCCCCCCAUUUUGCCUAUAUUAAGUUAAUUCCCACUAAAUGCCGUUGUUGACAAUGAUCAGAGCUUUUGACAUUGUGCACUUCUGGUCUAUAUAAUUUUCUAUAUAUAUAUACAUAUAUAUAUAUAUGAAUGUAUCAAUAAAAAUAAAUAUUUUUUCACAUUUAUUCUGCUAAACACA